Rubroshorea leprosula is the source of this 980-nucleotide messenger RNA. Lineage: Eukaryota; Viridiplantae; Streptophyta; Magnoliopsida; Malvales; Dipterocarpaceae. The record is from the annotation of a GenBank genome assembly.
GCCGCCUUCCAUCAUCUCCCCCAGAGAGGCAGCUGCUGUUCUGUUUCAGCAACCAUGGGUAUCUCGCGUGAUUCCAUGCACAAGAGGCGUGCCACUGGAGGCAAGAAGAAGGCAUGGAGGAAGAAGAGAAAGUAUGAGCUCGGCCGGCAGCCGGCAAACACUAAGCUCUCCAGCAACAAGACCGUGAGGAGGAUUCGUGUCAGAGGAGGCAACGUGAAGUGGAGGGCACUUAGAUUGGAUACCGGAAAUUAUUCCUGGGGAAGCGAGACCGUUACCCGUAAAACCCGUAUCCUUGAUGUGGUCUACAAUGCUUCAAACAACGAGCUUGUUAGGACCCAGACUCUGGUGAAGAGUGCAAUUGUUCAGGUGGAUGCUGCGCCGUUCAAACAGUGGUACCUUCAGCACUAUGGUGUUGACAUUGGUAGGAAGAAGAAGGCAGCUGCUGCCAAGAAGGAUGCUCCAGAGGAGGGAGAAGCACCUUCAGAGGAGACAAAGAAGAGCAACCAUGUCUUGAGGAAGAUUGAAAAGCAUCAACAGGGUCGAACUCUGGAUCCCCAUAUUGAAGAACAGUUUGGAAGUGGUAGGUUGUUGGCUUGUAUUUCUUCCCGACCGGGCCAAUGUGGUAGAGCAGAUGGAUACAUCUUGGAAGGUAAGGAACUUGAGUUCUACACGAAGAAGAUACAGAGGAAGAAAGGGAAGGGUGCUGGUGCUGCUUAAUAAGUUCUCUAGCCAGAUUCUAAUUGUUGCUUUCUUGAAUUUAAGUUGGCAUGGCCAGAUGAAAGAAUUGUUUGAAAGUAGUGUAGCAAUAUCCCUAAGACUCGGAAGUUGGAAUCCUUUCCUACUUAAGAUUAGAAGUGUUCGGAUUUGUUCAAGCAGUUUUGCGAAAAGAUAUUUACUUGUUAGUAUUAAACCUUGCAUUAUUAACAAUCUGACUUUUUUAUGUUACUAUGUUUUGUGGUCCGUAGUAAGAUUCGUUCUAU